AUGAAUGACCAGAUUAAUGUUGAGCUGAAGGCAUUUUAUUAUUAUUUGUCCAUGGCUGCGUAUUUUGGCCGCGUGGAUGUCGCUCUGCCAGGAUGUGAGUCGUUCUUCAUGCAGAUGCAUCACGAAGAGCACGAGCACGCUCAGAGAUUUUGCAACUACGUGAAAAUGCGCGGAGGCAAGGUGCAUCUGUGCGCUGUAUCGCCACCGGACGAUCAGGAUUGGAAAUGUCCAUUGCAUGCUUUUAAAACAGCUUUACAACUGGAGAUUGAUGUCAGUAAAAAAUUGGUCGCAGUGAACACUGUAGCGGUGAAACAUGGUGAUUUAAACGCCAGUGACUUCAUCGUCACCGGCUUCAUGAACGAUCAAAUGAAGAGCGUAAAUGAAAUGGGAAAAUUCGUAUCUGUGCUUUCUGGUAUUGGGGAUCAAGCGUUGGCGCGAUUCGUGUUCGAUAAAGAUUUACUCGAUAAUCACGUCAUGCCCGACUUUAACGUUCUAAAAAGAAGCGACCAGAAGAGAAAAUUUAAUAAAUAG
This is a messenger RNA of Harpegnathos saltator (Jerdon's jumping ant), 531 nucleotides long. RefSeq names its product soma ferritin. The transcript has 3 exons. Lineage: Eukaryota; Metazoa; Arthropoda; Insecta; Hymenoptera; Formicidae. Gene Ontology annotation, cellular component: cytoplasm. The coding region runs from base 1 to 531 and encodes 176 amino acids. Gene Ontology annotation, biological process: intracellular iron ion homeostasis; iron ion transport. Gene Ontology annotation, molecular function: ferric iron binding; ferrous iron binding. The record is from RefSeq and is a predicted model, not a curated record.